Molecule: messenger RNA, 677 nt
Organism: Camelina sativa (false flax)
Lineage: Eukaryota; Viridiplantae; Streptophyta; Magnoliopsida; Brassicales; Brassicaceae
Source: RefSeq, a predicted model, not a curated record
UUUUUCUAAUAAUCUCUGAACGUAAACCGAACUAAACCGAGGUUUAUUAACUGUACUCGUUACAGACGAUAAAAAGAAGAAACUUUGGACGAUAUAUGGAGAGUAAAAGUGUUUUUCUCCGGCGAAGUGAGAACUACUUUUUCCGGUAAAAUUACACAGAAACUCAUCUGCAACUGCAAGUGAGCUCUUUCCCGACUUGGCUAGGUUUUUGUGGUGCUUUUACUUAUGGAAACAAGAAAGAUACCAGUGUUGUGUUAUUGGAAUGGUUGUAUAAAAGAUGGUCCUGAUGGUCCAUUCUAUGAAGGAUCAGUUCCAAGAGUUAUUAGAGUUGAAGGCGACAUUGACUUGCCCAAAUUGUUGGAUCAUGUGCAUCGAGUUACUGGAUUUGAAAAGGGGAAGUUUCAGAUUGAAUUGAUUUGUAGGUAUCCUUACAUUGUUCAGAAGUCUAUGGUGAAGUAUGUGCGUUUGCCUAUUGUGGAUGGUUGUAGUUUAGAGACUAUGCUUGAGGUUCCAACUUAUCAUCCUUCUAUUAACAAUGUGGAGUUGUAUUUAGAGGUCAAACCGGUUCUUGAUGUCGUCGGUCUUGUUGCUAGUUCCUUGGCGAAUCAGGCGACGCGGAAGCGUUCUCGGCAAGAGGAUGGUGAUAUCGAAGCAGAAUGAAAUUUGAGUGUGAGAGA